Molecule: messenger RNA, 1152 nt
Organism: Coccinella septempunctata (seven-spotted ladybird)
Lineage: Eukaryota; Metazoa; Arthropoda; Insecta; Coleoptera; Coccinellidae
Product: putative nuclease HARBI1
Exons: 7
Coding region: 58-1152 (364 amino acids)
Source: RefSeq, a predicted model, not a curated record
GUUAUGUCGAAUGGUUUGUUUAUUUUCUGGUGAACAACUUUUUGAAAUAGAUUCAUAAUGAAUGAUAAUAAUAAUAUCGCUUUGUUUAUUGGGUUGUUAUUAGAAGAAAACCAUAACAGGAACUUUAUGAGAAUUGAAAGGAGAAGGUUGCGUGAUCAAAUGAAUCCUUUCGAAAUGCCGGAUGCUCAGUUUAUAAAAAUGUUUAGACUGAAGAAGCAGUGCACCAUAAACUUAAUAAAUGCUUUACAGCAAUUUUUACCCACAAAAAAUGCAAAUGCUAUUGCAUUACCCAAAAAAGUGUUGAUUACUCUCAACUUUUUGGCCACAGGGUCUUUCCAGAAUUCUGUAGGUUCCAAUACCUGGUUAUCAGCAAGUCAACCUUCAGUAAGUAGAGCGGUAAAUGAAAUUUGUUCUAUAAUUGCUGAGUAUUUAUUACCCACUUGGGUUCAGUUUCCUACUACUGAGGAGUCAAUUAGACUGGUCAAACAGGGAUUCUUCUUAAAAUAUGGGUUCAGAGGUGUUUUAGGAGCAGUAGAUGGAACUCAUGUGGAAAUUCUUGCACCUCCUGAAAAUGACAUUAAUCACCCCCCAUACGUUUAUCUUAACCGGAAAGGAAAACAUUCCAUCAAUGUUAUGCUGAUUUCAGAUGUUGAUUGCAGAAUAUUAGCCGUUAAUGCCCGUUUUCCUGGCUCUGUCCAUGAUUCUGCUGUUUGGCAAAUGAGCUCAAUAAGGAACCACUUACAGCUACAGCAUGAAGCAGGUCAUACAAAUAUGCUUUUAAUUGGUGAUAGUGGCUACCCUCUUGAGCCAUGGCUCUUUACUCCGAUUGCUAUUCCAAGAAACAGUCAGGAGGAAAUUUUCAAUAGAAAGUUGAGUUCCCUACCCAACACUAUUGAGAGAACAAACGGAAUUUUAAAAGGAAGAUUUAGAUGCAUUUCCAGAUUAAGAACUGUAAUGUAUCAUCCAACUCAGGCUGCAAAAAUUAUAUACUCAUGUUGUGUUUUACACAACAUUUGUAAAGCAGCCAAUAUGAUAGAUGAGGAUAUUGAAAUGAGAGAUGAGAAUGAUGAUCUUGUUGGUGGUGGCAAUGUUGAUGUUAGCAUACACCAGAGGGGGAUCGAAGCCAGAAACCAUUACAUAAGGAAUAUGUAA